Acytostelium subglobosum LB1 is the source of this 3327-nucleotide messenger RNA. RefSeq lists its product as hypothetical. Lineage: Eukaryota; Evosea; Eumycetozoa; Acytosteliales; Acytosteliaceae. Bases 1 to 3327 code for a protein of 1108 amino acids. The transcript is spliced from 2 exons. The record is from RefSeq and is a predicted model, not a curated record.
AUGUCUUCAAAUAUAUGGUCCGUUGGCAACACUGUUGGCAGUGGUAGUCAAACCGACACUACAGUUCCACAUUUGGCAGAGUUGUUUGAUUCAUCUACACUACCUGGCGGUGUCAUUUCCAUAGCAUGCGCCGCACAAGUCACCUACCUCGUAGGCUCUAAUGGAAUAGUUCACUCAUUGGGCUCUGGAUACAUUGGCAACAACAAGAAAUCAUCCUACUCAACGAUCACUCCAAUGCAGCCACUCCAGAGCGCCAAGGCCAAAUCGGUCGUUGCCAACACUCAUCAAAACAAGAACUUUGUCUUUGUCCUGAUGGAGGACGGUAGUCUGUUCACACUGGGCAACUCUGCUGACUUUAGAACAGGCCUGGGAACAGAGAUCGAUGUUCUCACGCCACGCUUUGUCGAUGGUUUUGACUCCCCAGUGCACCAGAUUGUUGCUGGUGUCACACACGCAGUUGCCGUCACUGCCAAGGGAAGCAUAUACAUGUGGGGCCGUCCCUUUGGUUACCAUGCCGAUGUGAUGCCAACGCCCACACGCCAACAUAGUUACGAAACAUUCUUUUCAGAGAAUGGCGAGAAGCUCCAACAGAUAUGUGCCGGUGAGUCCUUCACCCUAUUCCUUACGACAAGUGGCAACGUCUAUGGCCUGGGCGAACAAGACACCCACUGUCUGGGGCCAGUUCCAGAGGAGCCCCAAGCUAUCAAAGGAUGUCCUUUGCUUUUGCCAUUCGAGCAAAAUGGUACUAUCGUACAGAUGGCAUGUGGCAACAAUCACGUUGUCUGUUUGACAAAGUCAGGUCGAGUGAUAGUGUGGGGCAUGAACAAGAAUGGAGCACUUGGAAUAAGUGAUGGUUCAUACGAUCGUGUGCAAUCCAAACCAAUUGAAUUGCCCUCACUUCCAAAGUGUUCCUAUGUUCACUCUUCCUUCUACUCUUCAUUUGCCAUUGCAGAGAAUGGUGUAGUUUACGGAUGGGGAUUCAAUGUGAAUGGUAAUCUUGGAACUAAACACACCAGGAACUUGGAGUCACCUGAACCUGUCUUGGCACUCCCACCCAACGAUGCCUAUCAAGGUCAAACGACUCAUCACAUUGCAUCUGGAGAAUAUUAUUCGAUCUUUAUCACGUCCGCUUCAAAGAACCUAAUACCUGUUUUAGGACAGAUCACCUUGGCCUCUGCUACUGACCAGAGCAACUUGCCAUACCCUGAUUUGCCAGAGUGGAUGGAUGGUGAGGGUUAUGACGAGCCCAAGGUGUUGAGUACUGGAUCAAUAUAUGGUACUGGUAGUGAGGUGGAUCACUCGAUGGUAAUCUUCAGACCCACCAAGAACCUUGAAGGCAAAGGCAAGCCAGUCAGUGUGGCAGUUGGCAACAAGUGCUCCUACGUCGCCAUGGAAACAGGUGAGCUCUAUGUUUGGGGUACCGGUUACGCACUGGGACAAGGUACAGAGGGAGUAUGCAAAGACCCCACCAAGGUUUGGGAUCUUGAAGCCGUCAAGAUCGUCCAAUGCUAUGCAUCAGUGGACGAUGUGGCCUUUGCAAUCACCGAGAAAGGUUCAGUUUAUGGAUGGGGUCGAUGUGCCAAGUAUCUUCACGGCACUGGACAGGAUUACGAUGCCAUCCAUCCUAGAAUGCUAGAGGGAUUCAAAGCACCAAUUAAGAAACUGUCGAUCAGUUCAACGCAUGUCAUGGCACUGGAUCGACAUGGUGCUGUGUUCCUUUGGGGCACUGGCAAGGCACUUGGUAACAGGAAUAGGUCAUCCAUCGAGAAGGACCCCAAGAAGCUGCAGGACCAGACAUUCUUUGCAAUCGACAUUGCCGCCGGAGAGAAUGUCUCAUUCAUGCUGAACGAUGCUGGCCAAAUACUCAGCUGGGGUGAAGGUCUUCAAGGGCAACUAGGACAUGGCAGCAACAAGUUUGCCAGUUUGCCCACUGCAAUCAAGGAGAUUCCCGAACGAUUCAUCUCCAUCGCGGCGGGUCCAGACUUUUGUGGCGCUGUAUCAUCUGGAGGCAAUCUCUACAUGUGGGGCAACAAGGAGUCUGGUCUGCUUGACUUUAUGGACCCAUGUCACGACCAUAAGGCACGAUUCUACGACCGUCCUCAAAAGACACCCAAGUUCUCCUCGAGCAACUUGAUCUCACUUCAACUGUCGCCCUUCAAUUGUUUUGCCAUCAACGACAAGGGUGGUCUCUAUGGUUGGGGCGAACCACACAUUGGUAUAGGUACUGGAAUGACCAUCAAGUACCCCUCUAGGAUUGAGAGCACCCAACACUCUUCCGUUCACUACAUUCAAGCCUCUGACUGGCAAUGCCUUGCAUUGGCGAAACCAAAGUCAUCUUUGCCACCCAGUCUCGAGUCACCUCUCAAAGAGACUGCAACAAUGAUCUCUGCACCAACAUCACCGGUUGGCGUGGGCUCUAGCCUCAAUCUGAGCAAGGUCCGUUCAGAUUCAGCAAAUACAUCGUCGUCAGUGGCACUGGGCGACUCUGUGGAUGACAUCCUGCAACACGAAGACUUUCUAAAGACACUCACGGAUGAGGUCAAGUUCUGGGGACACGUGGAUCGUGAGAUUGACAUCGCCACCUGGUGUGGAAGGUUGCCAGAGAUCAAGGAGUUCCUGAAUAGAUCAGAGUCCUAUCACUACCCACCAGCCAUUGUCCAGUCGAUAGUGCACGCUCAAAAGGUGAUACCAGCUGGAGAGAAGGUGAUCAAGGCGUGGAUCAUGUACAGCAUCAACUUUAAGGACUACGAGAGCGAUCGCAUCAUUGUCAUCACCAAUGAGGCCAUUCAUCGCAUCAAGUACAAUUGGACCACCCUCUCUGUUGUACACAACAAGACCUUCCAACUUAAGAAUGUGUACAAGGUUAAGAUAGGACGAUUUGCCAACUGGAACCGCACCAUCACUUCAUCACUACGCAGCAAGGUCUAUGAGAAGCAGGUUGGAAUUCAAAUAUGGUUCCAGAACCCCUCAACAUGGAAACCUCCAUCAUUUUUGCAACCAUUUGCCAAGGUCAAGGCACCCUACAUUACCCUACGUCCGGCGGUCAACAUCAACUCUAGUUCAGCAGAUGACCAGGAUGUGAUUUGCCACGAGAUGGGAACGGCUCUGCAAUGUGCUAUCCACUCACUUCGCAACAAUGGCAAGCCCUUCACAUUGUUGCACAAGUUCUCCCGAGAGAGUCCUUCCAAGAACAAUGAUCAUCCACCGUUCCCUGUACGCAAAGUCGAUAGCCUUCAGCGAUAUUCUGGUAAUGGUGCUCUGGCUUUUGUUCACAACAAAUUUAUUGCCAAAACUGAGAAGGGUUUUGUUGAGCCAACUAAUAAAUAA